Messenger RNA from Dentiscutata erythropus, 1506 nucleotides. NCBI's taxonomy places the organism in Eukaryota, Fungi, Glomeromycota, Glomeromycetes, Diversisporales, Gigasporaceae. The record is from the annotation of a GenBank genome assembly.
AUGCAAUGCCUAUCAGAAUUUCUUACACUCCACGGGCUAACCCUCGAGGAAAGCCCUACGAAAUACCGUAUUCUUAAAACGCUUAAACAUAUUCCCAAAGGUUCUACCAUAAUUACAUCCCCAUCUCUUGCAUGUUUUCCAAUUCUAUCCAUGGUCAAUACUCGUUGUGAUAAUUGUUUAGAAAUUCCAAUCGAGUCAUUAAAAAGGUGUUCUAGAUGCCAUAAAGCGUUUUAUUGUAAUGUAAAAUGUCAAAAACUUGCAUGGUCAGCACAUCACAAAAUUUUAUGCCCUAUAUAUAAAAAGGAAGAGAAUAAAACUUUAGAUAGUGAUUAUAUGGACGAAGAAAUGUUAAGACGAGUAGCAUUAAGAUUAGAUAAAUAUAUGAAAAAAAAAUCAUAUUAUGAAGCUGAAAAAAUAUCAUUGAUAGAUUUAAACGAAAAGAUUAAUUGUGAAACAUUUUUAACAUUAAUGUCACAUCGUGAAAAACGGACACCAGAACAAUUAGAAAAAUUUAAAACUAUUGCAAAAAAUGUCUUUUCUGAUUUGGAUUUACAAAAUAUCACACAAGACGAAUUGAUAACAUAUUUAUGUAAAUUUUCUUGUAAUAAUUUUAAUUUGGAUGAUAGUCAGCUAUUUUCUUUUGGCGAAGGAACUUACCCUAUUGGAUCUUUAAUCAAUCACUCUUGUCGCCCGAAUGCCAUAAUGAUGUAUUCAAUUGGACAACAAAUCAGUAGUGGUCCACAAAUACUUAGAAGCAUUGAAAAUAUCAAGGCUGGUGAAGAAAUAACAAUAUCUUAUGUUGAUGUGGCAAUGAGUCGAACGUCUAGACAAAAAUUGUUGAGUGAAAAAUAUUUUUUCAAAUGUCAAUGCUCAAGGUGUAGUUCAAAUGAUGUUAGUAUAGAUAUAACAGAAGAAGAAAGAAAAGUAUUAGUAAAUAUUGAACGAUUAACUGAGAUAAGAGAAAAUGGAGAAGCAAAUGAAAAAAUCAUAGAGGAUUUAUUGAUUUCUCAAAUGCAACAAAAUCCGACAACAAACGAUUCAAUUUCUUCUCUUAUUUCGAACAUUAUUAUCUCACUUUUACCGCAUUUAGCAGAAGAAACGUUAAAAUCAGAUUACAUACAAACCUUGGAAGUACUUUUCAACAAAAUACACACAACCACUACACAUCAAAACCUUUUUACUACAUCAUCACUUUCUUCAGCCACAAAACAUUUUUAUGAUCGUAUCGAUUUACAACAAUGGCGAGAAUCAUGGAUUUUAGGUCGUUAUAUUCUUGCUAUUUAUCUUUUAAUAUAUCCAAGAUUUCAUCCAAUUAUUGGAUUACAUUUAUUUAGUUUAGCAAAGUGUAUGUGGAACGAUGCUCAUAAAGAUAAAGAUAAAGCUGUUGAAUCCUAUGAAAUAAUAAAAGCAACGAAGAAAGCGUUAGAAAUUACACAUGGAGAUGGAUUCGAAAACAGAAAAAUUGUUGCGCAAGGAAUAUUGGACGCACAUACGCGUGCUAAAUAA